Molecule: messenger RNA, 1175 nt
Organism: Gossypium raimondii (Peruvian cotton)
Lineage: Eukaryota; Viridiplantae; Streptophyta; Magnoliopsida; Malvales; Malvaceae
Exons: 3
Coding region: 41-802 (253 amino acids)
Cellular component (GO): nucleus
Source: RefSeq, a predicted model, not a curated record
GGUGGCAACUUUACCAAUUACAGCAAAACAAAGAAAAAAGAUGCCGGAGGAAGAGCGAAAGAAGAGGGUGGUGGUGGAAUCGCUUGGAUGGCUGACGGAAUCCUCCAUCAUGCCCAAGAAACACCGCGCCAUCGAAGGCGUCGGAGUCUCCUCCAUCCUUGAACUCAAAGCCCAUCUCUACAAAUCCCAAGAAGAAUCCAAGAAAUCCAAGGAAUUAACCGGUUCCGACGUCGACUACCACCGUGCAAAGAAAAAAAUCUCCGCUCAGGAUACCUUCUCCUUCAAGAACUCCGGCGUCGAAUCUCGCGCCCUCAAGGACAAGCUUGAGCUUAAAGCUGUUAACGAUGGGUCAGUUAGCUAUGCGGCAUUGGAGAAGAAGGCUGAAUUAUAUGAUAAGUUAGUGAAGGGAGAGUUAUCUGAUGAAGAAGAUAAGGAGAAGUAUUGUGUUGAUUUUUCCAGGAAGGGUUUCGAGUUCGAGAAAUUGGAGCCGUCGAAAGUCGAUCCUGAUUCUGGUAAUUUAGGAGCAGAAGAUGAAGGCGGUGGUGAGAUUGAUGAUGGCCAUGCUUUGUUUAAAACGAAAUUCGUAGGGCCUGGAAGAACGGGUGGAACCAUUAACAAUGAUGAACAUAAACGCUUUGUAAGGGAAGUUCAUGAAGAAGCUAAUCAAGCAAGGGAAAUGGUGUCCGAGCUUAAAUUGCGAAGGCAAGAGCAAGCAAUGGCUCGUCGCGAGAAACUCAGACAGGCCUAUCUUCGGAAACAACUGGAGAAACUGAAGGCUGCAUCAAAAACAGAACAGACUUGAUUGACUGGCUCGCCAGAAAGGAGAUCCAUGCAUUAUUUUAUCGGCCAGGAUUGAGCUGUAUGUAUCCGAGCACCCAACAUAUGAUAGGCUCCAGCAUUGCUUUUCUAUCUGCAAUGAAAAUGAAUGGGAUUUUUCUUGAGCACUUUCACUGGUUUCCUCUUUUGUACAUUGUAAUUUUAGGCUAUAUUAUUCAAACUUGGAGGUAAAUGUUGGUUAUAAGUAUAUGCCGGACAUAAGUAUAUUCAAUUUUUUUUCCUUAAAAUUUUCAUGUAUGUUGAUGGUCAUUGAACGAUCAUAUCUUCAUAUUAUGUAUGAGUUUGUAUCGGGCCAUCAACAGGCCGAGAAGCAUCGUAAAUUUAUCUCGAUUAAGUCA